Molecule: messenger RNA, 899 nt
Organism: Orbicella faveolata
Lineage: Eukaryota; Metazoa; Cnidaria; Anthozoa; Scleractinia; Merulinidae
Source: RefSeq, a predicted model, not a curated record
AUGGGCAUUGAAAUGCAGGAAGAGCAACCAGUUCUGAGCUGGGGUGGAUUCAACUCGAUCUUGUAUCCUGAACUUCCUUCUGCGAGCAAAAUUGGAUACUGUCCUAUGAUCGAAGGCCGACUCCAUCAUCACCUUUGCCCUUGCUAUCUACACGAAGGCGAAGCAAAUUCAGAUGAAGUUUCCGGAGGAGUUUUCAGGCACUGUCAUUCGGCUUGGGGGAUUCCACAUAGCUCUCAAUUUCCUCUCUUGCAGCUUGGAAAGAAGUUUUGCAGUUCUGGAUUGGAAGACCUUAUUGAGUCUGGUGUAUAUGCAGGGGGGACAGCCUCAGCGGUAAUGAAGGGGAAGUCUUACAACAGAGGAAUUCAAGCUCACAAACCAGCAAUGGAGGAUUUUUGCGUCAAAGAUGUUUGCUUUCUGGGGGAGUAUGGGGAAAUGGUGAAGCUGCUUCUUCAAUUUGUCAAAGCUGAAAGAACUGGAAAUUGGGAACUACAUCUGUCAAGUGUGUCAGCUAUGGUUCCACAUUCCUUCAUGAUGGAUAGGCCAAACUAUGCACGCUGGCUCCCUGUAUACAUAAUGGACAUAAGGCAGUUGGCCACCAAGCAUCCUCAAGUUCAUCAAGAAUUUGUGAAUGGUUAUCAUGCAGUUAGUCGCUCUGGUAAGCCCUUUGCCCAGGUGUGGACAGAUAUGGCACUGGAACAGACCAUAAAAGCAGACUCCAAGUCAAAAGGGGGAAUAAUUGGUAUUUCCCAGAAUCCUGGUACGCUAGAUUGUUGGUUCCUCACCAGUCACGAGCGUGCGUCAGUUACUACAGCCCUUAAAAAUAUGUUUACCCAAGAGCACGACCAUGUAGACAUACACAAGAGGCUGGCGCAAAACGGGUAGUGCGCGAUGAGGCUGAU